Capronia coronata CBS 617.96 is the source of this 1722-nucleotide messenger RNA. RefSeq lists its product as uncharacterized. Gene Ontology annotation, molecular function: protein binding; mRNA binding. NCBI's taxonomy places the organism in Eukaryota, Fungi, Ascomycota, Eurotiomycetes, Chaetothyriales, Herpotrichiellaceae. Gene Ontology annotation, cellular component: catalytic step 2 spliceosome. The transcript is spliced from 2 exons. Bases 1 to 1722 code for a protein of 573 amino acids. The record is from RefSeq and is a predicted model, not a curated record. Gene Ontology annotation, biological process: mRNA splicing, via spliceosome.
AUGGCGGGUCUUUUGGGAGCGGGAUAUGAAUCGAGCGAUGACGAGACUCCUUCAACGCAACCAACGCCUGCGCUGGCGAAGCCGGUGAAUGCGGCGCCAGACGUCUCUACAGAGGACAAUACUCAGAUGCAGAUAAUGCUGGCAAACCCUUCCAGCACCGCUCUCACCUACAAUGUCACCUACGACAACCUGGCCCGCCCUGCGCAAGGCCCAGCCAACCCUUUCAGGUCUUCGUCCGGGAAUGCGUUGAAGCGCAAGAAUGUUCUCACCGGAAACGCAGAGGAGACAGCCAUGUCUGAGGCGACCUUCAAAACACAGCACAGGACCUUUCAGAGUAUGGGUUACACCAGGGAUCCGAGCCUGAACGGCGCAUUCGUGGGCGAUCAAUCGGCCGUUGAAAAGUACGGCGGGAAAGAUGUGGUGGAGUUACGACCUUCGAAACAGGACAGCGCCGCGAUCCGGGCGAAGAGGCAGAAGAAGGGCGAUAGCAGUAUUGUCGAUGGUGAAGGCGCGUACCUCGGUCCCUGGGCAAAGUACCAGGGUGAUGAUGUGGCUUACGAGGAAGCCGAAGCCGCCGCUGAUCAAGAGCUGGCGUCAGAUGAAGAAUGGGUAGAGGAAGGCAUCGUCCCAACGCCUCUGCCUCCGCCUCCCAAGGAAGCCACCGCAUACUCUGCCGACACGAAUACGGCCGAGACCACUGAAUUUCACGGAGCUUCCGAAUUCGACUAUCAAGGUCGUACGUAUAUGCACGUACCGCAAGACCUGGACAUCGAUCUGCGAAAAGAACCCGGCUCAACCCAAAACUACGUACCGAAAAAGCUCAUCCACGUCUACAAAUAUCACACCAAACCGAUCACAUCAUUACGCUUCAUUCCCCAGUCAUCACAUCUGUUACUUUCAUCUUCUGCCGAUGCCAAAAUUGCUCUUUGGGACGCGCACCACGACCGAACACUGCUGCGCACAUUUUCAGGCCACAACAAGGCUAUCACAGACACCGACUUUCACCCUACUGGCCGCUCAUUCUUGUCGGCCUCGUACGAUCGCCAGAUGAAGCUAUGGGACACGGAGACUGGCAAAGUGAUAUCGCGCUUUACGACCGGCAAAACACCACACACAUUAAGAUUCCAUCCAGAAGGAAAUGAAUUUAUUGCGGGCAUGAGCGAUAAGAAGAUUGUCCAGUUCGACACUCGCUCCGGAGAGCUCACACAAGAAUACGACCAUCAUCUUGGACCGAUCAACACCUUGACUUUCGUCGACGAAGGGCGAAGAUUCAUUUCUACUUCCGACGACAAAAGUUUGCGAGCUUGGGAAUACGGGAUUCCGGUGCCGAUCAAGUUCAUCGCCGAUCCAUCGAUGUAUGCACUGGUCCGAUCCGCACCUCAUCCCUCGGGCAAAUAUGUUGCCUUUCAGAGUGCAGAUAACCAGAUCGUGGUAUACGCGGCCGGCGACAAAUUCCGUCAGAAUCGCAAGAAAGGCUUCCGCGGCCAUAAUACAAGCGGCUAUGCGAUUGACGUGGCAAUCAGCCCUGACGGCGGCAUCAUCUCGAGCGGUGACACUGGAGGAUUCGUGUGCUUUUGGGACUGGAAGACGGGGAAGAUGUGGCAUAAAAUCCAGGCUGGUGGGGAGAGCAAAGGUGCGGUGACCUGCGUCGCCUGGCAUCAGCACGAGAGUAGCAAGGUUGCCACUGGCGGGUUGGACGGCGUCAUUAGGUAUUGGGAUUGA